AUGACCGAACUCCGCGUCUUCAAGAUCUCGGACCGAAAAUCCCAAACCUUGGACAAAUUCGACCAACCUAUUUUCACCACGAUCCACGAAAUCCACCUCUUCCACUACAACAUCACGACUAUCUACCGAGGCAGCGAGGAUGCCGGCAAUGUUCUGGCAGUCUUCAAAGGAGACAAAGUGACCUUGAACGGCAAGGAGGAGAAGCAGAAGGAGAUGAUUCACAGUAAUGGGACAGGUGGGGGACCUACCAGAACAUUCUUCACACCCCAAGGAGAGAAGAUGAAAUGGAAAUCCGUCUCGCAGCAAUGGCAGCUCGUCCCGGUCUCCAAACCCCGCCCCAUCCAACCCCUCCUCACCUACUACGCCCCCAGGAGAUCUGUGCGAAAACUAACCUCAAAUACCUGGCUCGGCCACUCGCUUAAAACCAUCCUCAAAAUCUCUCCUAACGCGUUGUCCGAGAAUUCCGGGUACGCGCUUUUGGGCAAUGGUGGUGUACCGACGCCGCUCUUAGAGCUGGCGAUGGUGGUACUGGUUAUUGUGAUGAGGAGGGAGGAAAGCGGGGGAAGAGGUGCGGAGUUUGCUGGGGGUGGUGGGCGGGGGCGGGGAUUGAGGUGA
Molecule: messenger RNA, 615 nt
Organism: Endocarpon pusillum Z07020
Lineage: Eukaryota; Fungi; Ascomycota; Eurotiomycetes; Verrucariales; Verrucariaceae
Exons: 3
Coding region: 1-615 (204 amino acids)
Source: RefSeq, a predicted model, not a curated record